CAACAUUAAACAUAAGAGAAUUCAGAUUAUCCACUGAUUAUAAUGAUUACCGAAAUCUGAACACUGUGUAAUACUAUGUUUAUACUGUAUUGUUGUGAAAAAAUUGCCAGACGCUAGUAAUAACACAUUAUUUGACUACACGAUAUUAUAAAAUUAAAGCAUAUUAGCAUAAAGUAAUAAUACAUUUUUUUUUUAACAAAAAUUAUCAUACUCAAAAAUAUCCAUGGCCGACGAACUAAUUAAUUACAAACUCCAACUACAACAGGUAGAAGCUGCUUUAACUAAUAGCCCUGAAGACCCGGAACUUUUAAAACUCAAAACCGAUUUGGAAGAAGUUAUUGAAUUGACUACUGAACUUGUACGAACACAGACACAACCUAAAAAGGAAGUUGUUCAAACCAAAAAAGAAUCGUCAUAUCAACCUGAUAUAUUGCCGUCGGUAUCAAAAACAAAAGGGGAAUGGAAAUCGGGUGACAGGUGUUUAGCACAGUUAGCUGACGAUGGUAAAUUCUACGAGGGUACCAUUGAAACCAUAGAUGGCGAAGCUGUGGCAGUUUUAAUCGACGGACAAAAAACUGCUGCCGUAACGACAAUGGAUUACAUCAAGGACUUGCCAAGAGCUCAUCCUAACGAAAUGAAACACAAAAAGCAGCCGGUAGCCAAAUAUAGAGAAUAUCAGAAAAAGAGAAAACUCGCAAAACAGCAAAGAUUUAAGCAAUUAGAAGAAGAACGAGAAGUUGAAAAAAAUAAGUGGCUAGCUUUUGCGACCAAGGGUGUUAAAAAAGGCAUUCCAAAGAAAAGUAUUUUUGCAUCGCCUGAUAAUGUUCAUGGACGAGUUGGAAUUGGUACUUGUGGUUUGGGGGGAAAAGGAAUGACCGAUUUUCCCACAGCAGAAAAGAGGAAAAAAUAAGACUGUGUAUCAUCUAUUUUAUUAUAAUUCAAUAAUUUGUAAAAUGCUACUGUUAGUUUUUAAAUAAAAAAUAAUUUUGUUAACUGACUUAAGAAAUGUCUUAAUAUCAAACAUUGCCUAUUACUAUUAUUAUAAUUUUUUUUUUUUUUUUAUGUUUCUAUUACAAUAAUUUAUUAACUAUUUAACAUGCUUGUACGUUGCAAACAAAACAUGUCUAUUACAAAACUGAAUUCAUAAGUGUGUAUACAACACUUAAAACAAUUUACAAACUAUGUUCCACGCCAACAGUAAACUUGGAAUGAUAUAUGUUAAACAUUUAAAAUCAUACAAUAGUCGUAAAAUGAUGUUAAAUAAUUUAGAUAAAUAAAAAAUUGUAUUUUUCAA
Molecule: messenger RNA, 1294 nt
Organism: Adelges cooleyi (spruce gall adelgid)
Lineage: Eukaryota; Metazoa; Arthropoda; Insecta; Hemiptera; Adelgidae
Gene: Spf30
Product: survival of motor neuron-related-splicing factor 30
Exons: 5
Coding region: 224-910 (228 amino acids)
Biological process (GO): regulation of alternative mRNA splicing, via spliceosome
Cellular component (GO): nucleus; precatalytic spliceosome
Molecular function (GO): RNA binding
Source: RefSeq, a predicted model, not a curated record